CAAGUGGCGGAGUAGCACCAACACGCUCAGUAGAAAUCUUGAACUCCGAUAUACGCUCUGAAAUCUUGUCGGUCUUGAUAUAUUACGUCCACUAGUGUGUGUUUGUGUGUGUCAAGUCGGUGCUGUAUGUGCGCGCUGAUAGGAAUCCUGUGAUAUUGCGGUUUUAUCCCUGCACAAACGGUUCUCUCUGUUCAGCGGAAUAAGGCAACGCUAGAACCACAAUGUUGAAAACUGAGAGCGUGCACAAACUGAUGCCGUCUGAAGUGUGCGACAAGAUCAAGACGGAGGUCAUGGGACAGCAGCACCUGAGCGCCACGUCGGAAGGAGUCGAACCCACUGUAACUCUGGAGGAUCGGGAACUUUGGACCCGCUUCCAGGCUCUCACCAACGAGAUGAUUGUUACCAAGUCCGGCCGGAAUAUGUUCCCUGUGGUGAAGGUGUCUGUGGGGGACCUCGAGCCUUCGGCCAUGUACUCCAUAUUUCUCGACUUUGUCCAGGUCGACUCCCACAGGUGGAAGUACGUGAAUGGGGAAUGGGUUCCUGGGGGCAAGCCCGAGAUGGCCCCGCCGUCAGCCGUCUACAUGCACUCCGACUCCCCGAACUUCGGCAGCCACUGGAUGAAGGACCCCGUCUCCUUCAUCAAGGUCAAGCUGACCAACAAGUCCAACGGCAACGGCCAGAUUAUGCUCAACAGCCUGCACAAGUACGAGCCCCGCUUGCGGGUGGUGCAGGUGGUCCAGGUGGAUAAGGAGCAGCAGCAGCGGAUAAUCUCCUGCCACACCUUCCCUGAGUGCCAGUUCAUCGCUGUCACCGCCUACCAGAACGAGGAGGUUAAGCAGCUAAAGAUCAAGUACAACCCCUUCGCUAAGGCGUUCCUGGACCCGAAGGAGCGGCCAGACCUCCACGGGCAGCGGGACAUGAUGGCCGCCUACCCCCAACACCACCACCAGCAGUAUGGAUGGUACAUGGGAGGCGGGGCAGGGAUGUGCAGCGGGGGUGUGGCCUACGGACAGGCUCCGCCCUCAGGGGUGGGGCUCGCUCCGCCCCCCGUCACGCUCUCCUCCCGCAUUGCUGUCAACAUGAGGAAUCACCGGGUGGUCCCCUACACCUCCCCCACCCCCAGGACCUCCAGGACCCCGCCUGUGAGCGGCAUGUCUCAGCAGCAGCCUUGCGUUAGCAGCUACGGCCUGGCUGGGCUGACAGCGGAGUGGAGGCAGCAGUCGUGGGGGCACCAUCAUCACCAACCCUCCGUUACCGUCACGCCUUCCACCGCUGUCACCCCCGCACACUACCAGUGGUCGGGUCUUCAGAGCGGCUACGCCCACCCAUCUCACCACAGCACAGGCUUCUACCAGGGAUACCAGCAGUGUGGAGCCCCGGGAAUAGGUCUCGGCAACGCCUCAACGUGUGCAGCCCCUUCACACAACGCCUACCAUGCCCAGCGCUCCCCACAAGAGGCUCUCACGCCUAUGGCUACUUACUCCGAUACCUCCACUAGCCAGGGUUUCACAACCAGCCGUUCAUCUCCCGCAUACGAGUCAGUGCACGUUCUGGGCACCAAUGCGGGGAUUUACAGCGCUGGUCGCCUUCACGAAGACUCCUCCGAUCAUCACAGCACCGGGGACGGAUCUCCACAGUCGGUCGGGUCUCUAUCUCUCAGCCACACUACCCAGGCUGACAUGUUCAUCCUACCCGACCUUGGCUAUCAUAGUGGCCUCACUGCCCCCCACACUGACAUGACGCGCAUCAAAGGAGAAAACCUCAGCGCCUACAGCAGCGCCUCACCACACGGGUGGAGUCCGCUCUCCCCACCCUAAAUGUAAGAUUCCACAGCACACCUGUUUCCUGCUCAAGUUCCCAAAGUAGCAUUUAAUUUGAACUCUCGCAUCUAAGACCUAGGCGGGUGAGUCGCCCAUUUAAGACUUAGGUGGGUGAGUCACCCACUUAAGACCUAGGUGUGAGAGAUGCCCAUGCAAGACUUAGGUUUGUGAGCCAAACAUUCAAGGCCUGGGUAAACAGACCUUAUAUAUUUAGGUGGUCGAGCCACCCAUUCAUUACCUGAGUAUAACAACAAUUAUUAAGGUGGGGAAGGCAAUCAUCCAUUACCUGGGUGACUACACCAUUAAUUACUGAAGUGGGCGAGCCAAUCAUUCAUUACCUACAUAAGAAAACUGCCAUUUAUUUAGCUGGAUAAGUCACUCAUUCAAGAUCUAGGUAAACAAACAAUUAAUUGUUGAUAUGGAUGAGUCGCCCAGUUAUGCAGGUAGAUGUGCUACUCAUCCAAGAUCAAGGUGGGUGAUUCCCUUUCCCCCACACCAACAAUUAAGUUGGUGAACCAACAUCCAGGCUGCCACUUGCGGGCCGUUUCUCCAUUCUCGAACUUGUCCCUUCAGU
Molecule: messenger RNA, 2394 nt
Organism: Procambarus clarkii (red swamp crayfish)
Lineage: Eukaryota; Metazoa; Arthropoda; Malacostraca; Decapoda; Cambaridae
Product: T-box transcription factor T-like
Biological process (GO): cell fate specification; positive regulation of DNA-templated transcription; heart morphogenesis
Cellular component (GO): nucleus
Molecular function (GO): RNA polymerase II cis-regulatory region sequence-specific DNA binding; DNA-binding transcription factor activity, RNA polymerase II-specific
Source: RefSeq, a predicted model, not a curated record